GUGCGGCACUACCUGUACCCACAGUGUGUGUCCGCUGUGAUGACUCCUUCUGUGCUGAUGUGACCUGACUCCACUUUUCUCCUGUGUUUUCUUGCCCUAACAGUCAAAUUUAGUGUACAAAGGGGGAGGUGUUAUGUUUGACUCAAAAUUCAGUCCUGUCUCCACCACCAUUAGACUUCACUUGAACUUUCAUUCAAAUCGAGCGAACACGGACCCUGAUUGGCCAAACAAGCGACUCAUCCGCAAGCGUACAACGCGCAAUAAAGAUGAUGCCUUCACAGACUAUCGGAUACAUAGAGUGAAGUGCCCGGGAAAUAAAUCACCUAACAAUAUGGGAGAAAUGACAUUUAAUUAGUGUAAAAGUUGCACAUCGCUAGCAAUUUUGCAGGGCUCACAGGCGGCGACAGUGCAGUUGGGUGCCGCCUUGUUUCGCAAUAGUCUCCACCGAGUCUGGGUCAUAUUUCUGUCGCUUUAAGGCGGUACAACUUGUCGAAGAACAAAUAUCCGAGGCCGUUAUUAUCGCAGAGGAGUGUAUGGUGACAGUCCCAGUAGUCUCUUUGUAGUCGCAUAAAGGUAAACUAAACUGAACUUGUCUAUGCUGGGUGCCCGCCCCUCCGCCCUGUCUCCCGGCGCAGUUUCAAACGACAACACAGUCGGUGCCUCGAGGGAAAGACGGAGCACACGGACGAAACAUCGUUAAUUAAAAAAGCAAUACGUGCUUGCUAUACAUUUUCGCCUCCGCGCCACAUAGCUUUACACCGGUUGAUUGCUGAAAUAAUACAUCGCCAGAUUUGCCUGUCUUCUAUCGCCCGUUUCAGCAGCUGAGUUCUCAACAACUCAGAUGCAGGAGCUCACUAGAGGUACGUGAAGGCAGCAUGAGGAGCAGGAAAUGAAGGAUCUGUUUGGACAGGCGUUGCGAACUCCGAGCGGACGUUGGAACAAGGUGGCUUCCCAGCAGUCAGAGCAGGUGCAACCUGAAACUGUCCUACCAGAUCUGUUUCCCUAAGCCAUCUGUCCUGUGCCUGAGCCUGGCUUCCCCUCUCUACCAUGGACAAGCUAGAGGAGGACCUGACGUGCUCGGUGUGCUACUCUCUGUUCUCUGACCCGCGAGUUCUGCCCUGCUCACACACCUUCUGUAAGACCUGCCUGGAUAACGUACUUCAUGCCUCUGGCGAUUACUCUGUCUGGCGCCCGCUCCGACUGAAGUGCCCCCACUGUCGCAGCGUGGUGGAGCUGCCUCCAUCUGGCUCUCUGCCUGUCAAUGUAUCUCUGCAGGCCAUCAUAGAGAAAUACCAAAAGCACAGCCAUCCACGACCGCCCUCCUGUCUGGAGCACCUCACAGAGCCACUGAACAUGUACUGUGUCCAAGAUCGCCAGAUGAUCUGUGGGCUGUGCCUGACUGUAGGGCAGCACCAGGGCCACCACAUAGAUGACUUGCAGGCUGCUGUCAGCAGGGAAAAGGAGACCCUGGCACUCCUGCUGGAAAGACUCUCUGACCAGCGAUGGGCCCAGAUGUGUGAGCUGGGGGAGCAGCUGCAGCAGGAGAAGUCCCGCUGCGAGACCUUGGUAAGAAAGGAUCGGCUAGCCGUCGAGCAGUUUUUCCAGAGGCUGGAGCAGAUACUGGUCCAAAAGAAAGAAGCUUCCCUGGGGGCCCUGGACAAUGCCAGUGUAGACAUCUCCCAGACCUAUGACCCUCUCAUUCAGAGGGUGAAGGACUUACAGGAAGAACAUUUGAACCUUGUAUCCUUAGCCUCAUCUAUAGAGGAGGACUCGCCACUGGACUUCCUGGAGAACAUGCAUUUGUUCAGAAAUGAGGUGGAGGAGUUUCUGAAAGCCCCUCUGCCCUCAGGCGUAGCCCUCUCCAUCAACUCACGGGCAGCAGAGUACCUUCAGCAGAACUGGCCGGCCAUAACCAUUGGGAGCCUGGAGGAAGCGCCCAUACCCAAGGUGUCCUGCUGUGCCAAGUGUGGAGCUCAGGAGGCGAGUCUGGAGGACAGGACUGGAAGCAAUCAGUCUGAGGGGAUGCAGGACCUGUGGAGCAGGCUGCAGCCCUCUGCCGCCAUACUGCUGCUGGGGCUGCUGCUGCUGGGGGCCGAGCUGUGGGUCAAUCCUGUUGGGACAGCGUCCCUGGGCUUCUCUCUGCUCUCCCAGUUGAGCCAGUUGGUCCAUGGCCUGAGCAGUGAACUGGCCACGUCUGUGUGCGAGAUGGCAGGGUCACUGUACAUGGUGAUGGGGGAGGCUGUGGAGAGAUGGAGCUCUUCGCUUUUCACCCUGGGAGAAAAUGCUUUCCAGUUUGUGACUGCCUUCUUCUAACAAUUUAGCUCUCUUUGAAAGACAGACCAAACUGGGUCCAACCUGAGAUGCUCAACCAUUUACAGGUUGAGAAAGCCUCAUUCCCCCAUUCCUAUCAGUAUUUGUGAAGUGGAAAAACUACCCUGAAACAUUAAUAUUGUUAUAAGAAAAAAAAAAAAAAUAAUAUAUUGGUGAUUUACCAUGCAUUCCUGGAGUUUAUGUUGUUUUAUUUAUUUUUCAUAUUUGUGUUGAUAAUGCGGCAUUGGCUUUGUCUGUAUUGGCGAUUGGAGAUAUUUCCAGCACAGCUACAAGACUAAUGAUGCAGUCUGAGAUAAAGUGGAAAUUUUAAUUACAACACAUCAACACAAAAUAACUCCUGGAAUGCAUAAAAUAUCACAGAUUGAUGGUGCAUAAAAAUGCAGGACCAUCCAAA
Molecule: messenger RNA, 2725 nt
Organism: Myripristis murdjan (pinecone soldierfish)
Lineage: Eukaryota; Metazoa; Chordata; Actinopteri; Holocentriformes; Holocentridae
Gene: trim59
Product: tripartite motif containing 59
Exons: 5
Coding region: 1048-2313 (421 amino acids)
Molecular function (GO): zinc ion binding
Source: RefSeq, a predicted model, not a curated record